AUUAUUGCUUUGAUUCCGAAAAUAUCUAUUGAAUUUCAGGUAGUAUUAGAGACUACUUGACACACAUUAUCUUCGGUCUUCAUGACCAUUCUGCCGAGUAGGGGUGAUUUAAAGAUGGGGAAGCAUAGAGGAGGUGAAGAGACUCUCCAAAGCAUCAAUGUAUCCAUCCCUUCAUGCAUUUUGUCCUUCAUUCAAGGAUGACUUAUGGAGUACCUACCAAUACCAGAUGAUUCAAUGUGGCAAAUAAGGUGGCGCAGAGUAUAGUGAUGGGCCCUGUGCUGGACUCCACUGUCUGGCUAGGAAACAGAAAAUGAUCCACAGUUGUAAGAGAAGUGUGAUGUGGUGCAGAAGCAUCAAGGAAGUAUGCCUAACCCAGUCUUAGAAGAUUCCCAAGCUGAUGUCCAAACUGAGACUUGGAGGAUGAGCAGAUGUGAUCUAAGGGAGGAUGAAGUGGUGUGAGAUGACAUGGACCAUGUUACAGGCUAGAAUUGUGGGAGGCGUGGCUGGCACCUGGCUUUGUGAGGAACUAAAGCUUCAUCUGCAGUGGGAGUGGAUUGUUAAGAGAAUCUGGAAAUUAGAAGAGUAUACGUUAGGAGGCUGGAACUGGAGCCCUGGUCAGUUGUACCCACUACUAGGGAGCUAUAGGGCUCAGCAGAGGUGUUUCCAUGCUUCCUGGGCUCCUGGAAAUGUGUACUGGGCCAGGCCACCUCCUAGGUGGGUCUGUGCGGCAUCCUCGCUAUAUUAUAGUGGCUUCAGUGCCCUCUAGUGUCCACUGGUUGUAGUACAACAUUUCCCACCAACAUAUGUAACCAACUGGACCUGUACUAGAUUGGGAUUAGUAGAGACACCUGCUCUUACAGUUUUCCAAAUUAAGUAGAUGAAACUGUGAACAGUGUUGAGAGAAGGUGACUGAAACACGAGCAGGAUGGAAGGGCACUAGGGAGGUGAUCCACCCUGCCUAGGUGGGAUGAGGGCAGGUUCCCAGAAGACACAGCUUCUAGCUGACUUUUGAAGACUAUUCAGGGGGAGAGGUGGCUCUGGGGGCCCAGAGGGAGAGCACGAGUUAAGGUGAAGCAUGGAGCAGCUGUGUUUGCCUGGAAUUAGAAGAAACUCUCUCUGGGUGAAGUGCGGGUUGCGGGGAAAUAUGGUACAUUUCUGUAACCAUAAUACUGAUAAGAUGCAGGCAGGAGGAGCUCAAGUGUAAGGCCAGCCUGGGCUUCAAGGCAAAAUCCUAUCUCAAAAAAAAAAAAAACUAAUGGAGGGAAGAUGAAGAUUAGCUGGAGGUGGGAGAUGGGAGCUACAUCACCUAAGGAUCUAUGAUACCUGCUACUAGCUUAUUUACUGGGGAUUUAAAGCAUGGAACCAUGCUCAAAGCUUCUCUACCCUUUGGAAUCAUACAUCCAUCUUAGCAUCUGAUGAAAUCUAGAGAAUAUAUUUCUCUGAGAAUACUUUCCAUACAACUCCCUCCCAUGCCUACCAACGAACCACAGACUUCCAAACUAACCAUAGUAUAUAUAUAAGUAAGGAAAGCCUAUCAUGGCCUCCAAAGAUUUGCAAUAUUGAACCCCUUCUGCACCUCCAGCCAGCCUCAUGCAUGUCUCUGUAGUUUACCCUCAGCCACAUUGGCCUUUUUCAAGUUCCUGGAAGUGGCACCUCAGGCCUUUUCUUCUGCAUAGAAUUCUUUCUCCUUCCUGUCUCCAUGUGAACAUAGUGUCUGUCUCCUCUCACACAUAAGCUUCCUGAAGACAGGACAUUAUCUACCUUUAGUACCCAGCACUGUGCCUAGUCCACAGUAUCUGCCAGAAAAAAGGACUCACUAGUACCCUGUGGCUGGAAAAAACUCCUCACUCUGAAUUCAUUCAGUUCCUUGUGAUUCAUUAUAUAAGUUUAUGUAACAUGCUUAGAUAUGCCUGAAUCACACAAAGGCAGUUCAUUAACAGGUAUUUUCCUAGAAUUCUUCCCUAUCCCUGAAGCAAAUGGGUUUCUCAAAAGUCCCCCUCUGUCCACUGGGAGAAGGGUCAGAUUGAUUCUCUUGCUUAAGUGAGACUCUUCCAUUAUCAUGGGCAUACUUGAGCCUAUAGAAUCUUGACAAGAGCCUAUAAGGUAAGCCAGUUGUGGUGGCACAUGCCUAUAUUUCCAGCACUCAGCAAGCUGAAACAGGAGCAUUGCUGUGAGUCUGAGGUCAGUCUGGGUUACAUAACAACUAGCAGGCCAGCCCAAGGUUUUGUAGCAAGACCCCAUCUCAAAAAUUGACAAAAUGAAAAAAAAACAGUGCUCUGAGGUAACCAAGCAUGGUGGGGUAGCAUAUACCUGCACUCUCAGGACUUGAGAGGCUGAAGCAGAAGGAUUAUGAAUUUGAGGCAAGCCUGGGCUACAGAGCAAGACUCUUUGAAACAAACCCAGUCGAAUUUCUGGAGUAGGGGAUUGUCAGUCCUCUUCUAUAGGUAACCAGAGUCUCGGGGAUAAACCCAGACAAAUGAUUACAUUGAACCUACUAGGCUCCACAGUGCAGGUUUUAGACUUCUCAGAGAGUAAGAGGCUUGCCCAAAGUUGUAUAUCAGCAGCCUUACAGUCAGGACUACAAUUUCUGUCCUCAGCUGCUGCCGGGCUAAGACGAAGGUCUGGGCCAGAGGCGAAGCAGCUGCAGGAGCUGAGAGAGUUAAGGUUGAGGUAACUGAGCAUGGUAGGUAACCUGCAAUCUCAGGACUUGAGAGGCUGAAGCAGGAGAAUGAUGAAUUGGAGGCAAGCCUGAGCUACAGAGCAAGACUCUUUCAAGCAAACCCAACCAAACCUCUGGAGUAGGGGAUUGUCAUUGCUUUUCUAUAGGUAACCAAAUGGAGUGAUCUACAGAAUAGAGGAGACCGCAGGGGUCCCACAGAUGCCAGGCUGGUAGUGGUUUGGAGGGCCUCUCUCUUCCUAGCUGCUUUGGCUUUCUUCAGAUGAGCUAGUUGUCCUGGUAGGGAGACAGGAAGGCUGGCCUGUGGCCUGUCAUCUCCUAUUUCUUCUGGAUCACUAACCACCCUGGCCCUUCCCAGGAGCCUUCUGCUCAGAACAGCCAGGAGCCUGGGCUCUGGGGCCAUGAAAGGCUGAAAUGCUCAGAGCUGAACCCAUGUUCCUUUUAAAGGAAUGUUCCCAUCCUUCAGACCCUCAAAAUUCUGUUUUCUCUGAUACUACCCAUAUAGACAGUAGAGACUGCCAUGUGGGUAGACAGAGUGCCCUGAUACAUCAACAUUGCCGAGAGUCUUUUGCUCUCAUCCAGACUUCAGUUGUCGAACCUAUAGAAUCAGGAUGGACAGUCUUCCUGGACGAACAACCUCUUGAUUGUAAAUGGCGUGUGCUUUUUCAGUUGUUUUGUUUUUGCAGUGUAAGAAAAUAGCAGAGAAGGAAUGAGAGCUUAUUAUAAUCAUAAAGAAUAGUGUUCCUGGCCACGCCCUCAUAUCAGAAAACUGAUCUGGAUUUUCCUUGAUGUGGACUGCUCUAGUCUAUAUAUUUCUGUAAAUGUGAUGAAACGAGGAUGCUUGUGAAAAGCUUCUGCUAAAAGAUUUCUGUGUAUACAAAAUAGUAAUAAGGCUGAGGGUGCAGAUUUCAGAUUUUGGAAUAGCCAAAUUAAACCCUAAUCUUGGGGUUCUGCUACUACUACUACUACUACUACUACUACUACUACUACUACUACUACUACUACACUUUUGUAUCUCAAUUGUCUGUAGAGGGUAUUCAAAUAGGCCUUGAGACACAGACUUUUCAGGAUGAGACAAGUUGCUUGUGGAGAUUGCAGAGGAGACGCACAUGGUGGGGGAAACAGCCCCAAGUUUGGCCGUGAGGAAGAAGAGAGCUCGCUAAACUGCUUCCUCUUCUUAGGAAUUCCCAGCUCUUGGAGAGCAAGGAAGGAGCAAAGUUUCCAAUUGCAGCCUGGCCUGCAGCCCAACUGGCCUGGCCCCUCCUCCUUGGCUCCUCCUUCUAGGGAAGGGCUGAAAAAGAAGGGGUGGGGGUAGUGACCCGGCAGCACUGGCAGGGGGUAGGGAGGGGGACUGCCCCGGGACAGGUCCAGACUCAUGGAACCCCCCUGGAAGAGCAGCAGUGUGGAGGGUGAUGCCCCAGGCAGUGACCUGAGCACAGCGGUUGAUAGUCCUGGGAGCCAACCCCCCUACCGGCUGAGCCAACUGCCCCCAACCAGCAGCCACAUGGGGGGCCCCCCUGCUGGCGUGGGCCUACCUUGGUCUCAGAGGGCUCGCCUCCAGCCAGCCAGUGUCGCCCUGAGGAAGCAGGAGGAGGAGGAGAUAAAGCGCUCCAAGGCCCUGUCAGACAGCUAUGAACUCUCCACAGACCUACAGGACAAGAAGGUGGAAAUGCUGGAGAGGAAGUAUGGGGGCUCCUUCCUGAGCCGCAGGGCUGCCAGGACCAUCCAGACAGCCUUUCGCCAGUAUCGUAUGAAUAAGAACUUUGAGCGACUGCGCAGCUCGGCUUCAGAGAGCCGCAUGUCCCGCCGCAUCAUCUUGUCCAACAUGCGGAUGCAGUUCUCCUUUGAGGAGUACGAGAAAGCACAGAACCCUGCAUACUUCGAAGGCAAGCCUGCCUCAUUGGAUGAGGGUGCCAUGGCUGGAGCCCGGAGCCACCGGCUUGAACGGGGCCUCCCCUAUGGAGGCUCCUGUGGUGGGGGCAUCGAUGGUGGCGGAAGUUCAGUCACCACAUCUGGAGAGUUUUCUAAUGACAUCACAGAGCUCGAGGACUCCUUCUCCAAACAGGUAAAGUCUCUGGCUGAAUCCAUUGAUGAGGCCCUGAACUGCCACCCAUCAGGGCCUAUGUCUGAGGAGCCAGGGUCAGGCCAACUGGAGAAGCGGGAAUCAAAGGAACAGCAAGAAGACAGCUCAGCCACAUCCUUCAGUGACCUCCCCCUCUACUUGGAUGACCCAGUUCCUCCUCCAUCACCUGAGCGACUGCCCAGCACAGAGCCCCCACCCCAAGGCCGCCCUGAGUUCUGGGCACCAGCUCCCCUCCCACCAGUUCCUCCACCAAUGCCACCAGGGACCCGGGAAGAUGGUAGCCGUGAGGAAGGCACUCGAAGGGGUCCUGGGUGCUUGGAGUGCCGGGAUUUCCGGCUCCGGGCUGCACACCUCCCCCUCCUCACCAUUGAGCCUCCCAGUGACAGUUCUGUAGACCUGAGUGACCGCUCAGAUCGCGGCUCUGUCCACCGCCAGCUGGUGUAUGAGGCUGAUGGCUGCAGCCCCCAUGGGACCCUGAAGCACAAGGGGCCACCAGGCAGGGCCCCAAUCCCACACCGCCACUACCCUGCCCCUGAGGGUCCAGCUCCAGCCCCACCAGGACCCCUGCCACCAGCCCCCAAUAGUGGUACUGGGCCCAGUGGUGUGGCUGGAGGUCGGAGGUUGGGAAAGUGUGAGGCAGCAGGUGAGAACUCUGAUGGUGGAGACAAUGAGAGCCUUGAGAGCUCCAGCAACUCUAAUGAGACCAUCAACUGCAGCUCUGGCUCCUCCUCUCGGGAUAGCCUGAGGGAACCUCCAGCCACUGGCCUGUGCAAGCAGACUUACCAGCGGGAGACAAGGCACAGCUGGGACUCGCCAGCCUUCAACAAUGACGUGGUACAAAGAAGGCAUUACAGAAUUGGCCUCAACCUCUUCAAUAAGAAGCCAGAGAAGGGUAUCCAGUAUUUGAUCGAGCGAGGCUUCCUGUCAGACACUCCUGUGGGGGUGGCUCACUUCAUCCUGGAGCGGAAAGGCCUGAGUCGGCAGAUGAUAGGGGAAUUCCUGGGGAAUCGACAGAAGCAGUUCAACAGAGAUGUGUUGGACUGUGUGGUGGAUGAGAUGGACUUCUCCUCUAUGGAUUUGGACGAUGCACUCAGGAAGUUCCAAUCCCAUAUCCGAGUUCAGGGUGAGGCCCAGAAAGUGGAGCGACUCAUUGAAGCUUUCAGCCAGCGGUACUGUGUCUGUAACCCUGCCCUCGUACGACAGUUCCGGAACCCAGACACUAUCUUCAUCCUUGCUUUUGCCAUCAUCCUCCUCAAUACCGAUAUGUACAGCCCCAGUGUCAAGGCUGAACGAAAGAUGAAGCUGGAUGACUUCAUUAAGAACCUGAGAGGAGUUGACAAUGGUGAAGACAUCCCCCGAGACCUCCUAGUAGGCAUCUACCAGCGCAUCCAAGGUCGUGAACUAAGGACCAACGAUGACCAUGUGUCCCAGGUGCAGGCUGUGGAGCGCAUGAUUGUUGGCAAGAAACCGGUCCUGUCGCUCCCUCACCGUCGACUGGUUUGCUGCUGCCAGCUCUAUGAGGUGCCAGAUCCAAAUCGCCCCCAAAGGCUGGGGCUGCAUCAGCGGGAGGUCUUCCUCUUCAAUGACCUCCUUGUGGUCACCAAAAUUUUCCAGAAGAAGAAGAUCUUGGUGACAUACAGCUUCCGUCAGUCCUUUCCCCUGGUGGAAAUGCAUAUGCAGCUCUUCCAAAAUUCAUAUUAUCAGUUUGGAAUCAAGUUACUAUCUGCGGUACCUGGAGGGGAACGAAAAGUCCUCAUUAUCUUUAAUGCUCCUAGCCUCCAAGACAGGCUACGCUUUACCUCUGACCUGCGGGAGUCCAUUGCUGAGGUGCAGGAGAUGGAGAAGUACCGUGUGGAAUCGGAGCUGGAGAAGCAGAAAGGUAUGAUGCGGCCUAAUGCCUCACAACCUGGAGGAGCCAAGGACUCAGUGAAUGGGACUCUGGCCCGCAGUAGUCUGGAGGACACUUAUGGGGCAGGCGAUGGGCUCAAGCGGGGUGCACUCAGUAGUUCCCUGCGAGACCUCUCUGAUGCAGGGAAGCGGGGGCGGCGUAACAGCGUGGGAUCGCUGGACAGCACCAUCGAAGGGUCUGUUAUUAGCAGUCCACGCCCUCACCAGAGGAUGCCACCUCCGCCCCCACCCCCGCCGCCAGAGGAGUACAAGAGCCAGAGGCCAGUCUCCAACUCCUCAUCUUUCCUGGGCUCCCUAUUUGGAAGCAAGAGAGGCAAAGGGCCCUUCCAGAUGCCACCACCGCCAACAGGCCAGGCCUCUGCCUCGUCUUCAUCUGCUUCCUCCACCCACCACCACCAUCACCACCACCACCAUGGUCACAGCCAUGGUGGCCUGGGGGUGCUACCUGAUGGGCAGUCCAAGCUCCAGGCCCUGCAUGCCCAGUAUUGCCAAGGACCGGGCCCUGCCCCACCACCCUACCUCCCACCCCAGCAACCCCCUCUGCCUCCACCCCCUCAGCAGCCUCCACCCCUGCCCCAGCUGGGCUCCAUUCCCCCACCACCUGCCUCAGCCCCACCUGUGGGGCCACAUCGACACUUCCAUGCCCAUGGCCCAGUUCCAGGACCCCAGCAUUAUACCUUGGGCCGGCCAGGCAGAGCCCCAAGACGAGGGGCUGGAGGACACCCUCAGUUUGCUCCACAUGGCCGCCACCCCUUGCACCAGCCCACAUCCCCGUUACCCCUGUACAGUCCUGCUCCACAGCACCCUCCUGCCCAUAAACAGGGCCCCAAGCACUUCAUCUUCAGUCACCACCCACAGAUGAUGCCAGCAGCAGGUGCAGCUGGGGGCCCUGGGUCCCGGCCACCAGGGGGAUCCUACUCCCACCCUCACCACCCCCAAUCACCACUGUCCCCACACUCACCCAUCCCCUCACCCCUCCUACCGCCCCUGCCCCCCCCUCACCUCCACUCCCAUUCACCCCCACCACCCACCUCCCCCAUGGCCCACUGCACGCCUCUGGACCCCCUGGCACGGCUAAUCCACCCAGUGCAAACCCCAAGGCCAAGCCAAGCCGGAUCAGCACUGUGGUCUGAGGAAUGGAAUGAGUGUACUGGGGAACAGGAUAGUCUGGGGAAAUCCACAGGAGAGGGACCUUGCCCCUCACUUCUUCCUCGGUUUUUUCAAAAUAUAUAUACACUCAGCAGUGUCCUUCUUCCCACUUCCUCCAUAUCUCCAGACCCUUCUUCCAACCCCCAGCAAUUGCCAUGGGGUCUCCUUUCAGAUUGGAGGGCCCUUGCCACUUGCAGCCUGAGCAUAGGGCACUUGCAAUGCUGGGAAGCGGUAAGGGCCUCUCAGCAGCCCUCGUCCUCCCGUUCCUGUCUUCCUCUCCUCUUUCUUGUCCCUGGAGGUCUAGUUGGUGACCUCAGACCUCUGGGCAAAUGUGAGCUUCCUUGCAAGCUGAUGGAGAAGGCAGGCUUCUGGAGCUGCAGAGGUGAAGGCUUUCCCCAGAGCUCCUCUGGCUGUGUGGGGCUAGGAGAGAGCUCUGUAGAGCUGUGGCCAAACCUCAGCUGGCUCAGCCCUCUGACCUCAGGGCCUAGCCACACACCUCCAUGUGUCUUUCUGCCUGCUGGAGGACACAUAGACCGUCAGUCAGUGCACUCCGUGGGUGGAACCCCGCUUGUGCUGGCCCCCAAUGAGGGCAGUGCUUCCUCUCUUGAGCCAGUCUGUGCCCUCUCUCCUAAUAGGCCCCAGCCCAGACCUCUUUGGCUUCAGGAACUUGCCUUGCCCUGCAAUGUUCUUAUCCUGAUCAAAGUCCAGACAGGUUUUUACUUUGGAGGCGGGGGAGGGGGGGGCUCAGGUCUGGGAUGAGAAGGGUACUGCCCUCCCUCACCCAUAUUGCAUGCCCCCCCUUCCUUCUUUUCCCACCUUCAACUGAAGAUAAUGCACUUUACAGAUACCACCCACACAUAUCUCACUGGGGCAGGGCACCCAGCAUCAGCCCUGGGGAAAGACUCCCAGAGGACCACCCUGAGCCCAAGAUGUCCUUCCUGAGGCAGAGAUUGAAGCCAUCAGAGCAGGGGCUGCGAGCCAGAAUGCCCAAGCCCCUCUUGUUCAUCAAAAUCUCCACUGCCUCGCCAGCCCUUCUGCACCCUGUUUAUUUAUUAUAAAUAUAUUUUUUACAAGUCCCAGCUCCUCUUCUUGCCCUACAUUCAGCUCCUUUCACAGUCCCUGCCUUUCUCUCCCCUGUCCAGUACGGGCUGCAAUACAGACAGACAGAUGGACCCUCUAUGUCAAAGGGUCCCUGGGGCUUGGGGUUGUGGGAGGGUGUUGGUGGGAGGGACUGUAUGGAGAGGAGCUGGGGUUCAGACAUUGUCUUUUUCCCUCCUUGUAUAUAAGAAUGUAUAUUUGAUGCCUCAUAAAAGACCUUGUGCUCAC
Rattus rattus (black rat) is the source of this 9143-nucleotide messenger RNA. RefSeq names its product IQ motif and Sec7 domain ArfGEF 2 (gene Iqsec2). Gene Ontology annotation, biological process: actin cytoskeleton organization; regulation of ARF protein signal transduction. NCBI's taxonomy places the organism in Eukaryota, Metazoa, Chordata, Mammalia, Rodentia, Muridae. The transcript has 14 exons. The coding region runs from base 4053 to 8576 and encodes 1507 amino acids. The record is from RefSeq and is a predicted model, not a curated record. Gene Ontology annotation, molecular function: protein binding; guanyl-nucleotide exchange factor activity.